Molecule: messenger RNA, 1563 nt
Organism: Halteromyces radiatus
Lineage: Eukaryota; Fungi; Mucoromycota; Mucoromycetes; Mucorales; Cunninghamellaceae
Exons: 4
Coding region: 13-1524 (503 amino acids)
Source: RefSeq, a predicted model, not a curated record
AUUUAACUAGAUAUGCUCCACGAAGAUACAUGGUAUGAUUACAAAACAGCACUUAAUUUGAAGCAUCCUGUGGUUCCAGCUAUUGCCGAUCAACAUCAUGGACAGCAUACAUCACUCAAUGUCAAAUUCGAUAAUGUUCAAGAUGCAUCCGGGUUUAUGAAGGCAGUGUUCCAACCAAGAGGAGGACGUCGUAUGUAUGCACCUGAGAUGUCAUUUGUAAAUCCAAGAAAUCCUGACAUGGUGUCUAAAGAUUAUAAUAUUUUUAUGAUGAAUGAGUUACGUAGACGUCGUCAACAUGAAGGAGGAGCUUUGCCCCCAUCACUGGAUCCAUAUUAUGACUAUUCUUCCCGACACCAUCGUAUCAAUUCUUCUCACUGGCCACAGACACCAAGCUAUCAUCAUUCACCUCGACAAUCCUCCUCAUCAAGAAAACUUUAUGUUGUUCCCUCCAAACGACCAAGGUAUCAUCAUAUUCAGAAUGAUGAUAUAGAAUAUUAUGAACAAAGUGAACUCCAUACAUCUGCCCAAGAACCUCGCUACUUUGAUGGUAAGGCCAGCUAUUACCAAGUCAACUAUAAUAAUGCCUACUCUUCAAACCAACAAUUCAAUGAAAACGAAGAAAUAAAACACAAUGGCCAUGAAGAUUCUACAGAAGAAGAAGAAGAAGAAGAAGAAGAGGUUACUCCUCAGGAACAAGAAGCUUUACGUAAUGCUGAACUUAACAAGGUGGUCAAAGUGAAUACAAUAUCUGAACAACAUUCGUCCAACAAUGGAACUUUAUGGAAGAAUAAUAUGAAUGACCUUGUGUCGUCCAAUUUGAGAAACAUAGAUCUCACCUCAACAAUGGAAUCUACAACAGCAACAACAACAACAAGAAAGGAAGCAACAGUAGUAACAGGAAAACCGACAAAAAAACGACAUGAUAAAGCAUUUAGGGUAUUGAUAUCAUUUUUUCGGAAACUGAGAUCAAGAAAACAACAAGAUAAAAAUGGUCAACGUAAACGAAAGAUUCAAACAAUGUGGGUAACAGCACCAGUAGGCGAUGUGAUGGAUCAGCAACAACAGCAAGAGGUUAUGGAUAUGUUAUCACGGUCAUCAAACUCACCUUUCAGUAAAAAGAAAUUCAAUAAAUCAAGUGGUAUUGAACAAGAAGGAAUUGAUCUACCUACACCUCACGACAACGCAACCAAAGUAGCAGAACUGGAUCAUAUUUGGGUAUUUCGAUGUAUAACAACAAGUCAAAAUCAACAAGAAGAUUCAGGGAUCUCGACUAUAUGGACUGGAUUUGAUUACGAAAACCAAUUGAUGCUCUCUCAACACUGUGAAAAUGAUGAAGGGAUUGAAUUAUUUGAUACUCAUAUUCGUCAUGGACAACUCCCUAUUCUAGUGAUUCCAAAACGUCAAAUCUGUUUUUAUUCCGCUUCUCAUUUACCUGAUGAUCAAGUAGCUUCCUUACAAGUGGCCUGCAUACCUAAUUCAGAACAUCUUCAAUUUGUAUAUCGAUGUGGUCCUUCUGUAUGCUAGAUUUCUGACUUUGAAUAAAACUUCGAACUUUUUUUUUUU